This is a messenger RNA of Penaeus indicus, 876 nucleotides long. RefSeq lists its product as uncharacterized. NCBI's taxonomy places the organism in Eukaryota, Metazoa, Arthropoda, Malacostraca, Decapoda, Penaeidae. The record is from RefSeq and is a predicted model, not a curated record. The coding region runs from base 1 to 876 and encodes 291 amino acids. The transcript is spliced from 3 exons.
AUGAAACGGAUGAAGAGGGGAAAAGCGAUAGGGCCAGACGACAUAGCGUGGAAGGCUAUGGGAAGAACGGCAGUAGAGUGGCUAACGGAAGUGUUCAGAAAGAAUUUGGAGACAGAACAUAUGCCAGAUGAAUGGAGAGCUAGCACUCUAAUACCGGCAUUUAAAAAUAAGGGCGACAUCCAGGAUUGUGGAAACAACCGGGGCAUCAAACUUACCUCACACACGCUAAUGAUGUGGGAAAGAAUUAUAGACAAGAGGCUAAGGAACAGAGUGGGGGUAUCGGAGCAGCAAUUCAGCUUCAUGCCCAGCAGAAGUACAACAAAUGCAAUAUUUGCACUCCGUCAAGAGGUGGCAGAGGAAUACAUCAGGCUGCUACAGAUGUAUGAGGGUAGCAAAACACUAGUGAGAUGUGCAACAGGUGACACAGAGGAGUUUGAGGUAACGGUUGGACUGUAUCAAGGCUCAGCGCUUAGCCCUUUCUUGUUUGCAGUUAUUAGUGAUUGUAGGAUGGGAGAUGUACAGAAGCAGGCCCCGUGGGAUAUGUUAUUUACAGACGACGUUAUGGCGAUUGCAGAGGCAAAGGAGGAGGUAGAACAGAGGCUGGAGUUGUGGAGAGAGGCGAUGGAAGUAAGAGGCAGAUGGUGGGUCAGAGAGGGAAGUUACAAAACGGAUAAAGGCAGGCUGGGGACCAUGGAAGAAAAUAACAGUUGUGAUGUGCUCUGUGAAGGGGAGGAUGUACAAAGAGAUGGUGAGGCCGGCGACGAUGUACGGGAUGGAGGUGGUAGCUGUAAUAAAGACGCAGGAAGGAAAGGUUGCGGAAAUAAAAAUGUGAAUAUGGUCACUGGGACUCAGAAGACGGGAGAGAGUCAGAAAUGA